Apis dorsata (giant honeybee) is the source of this 1685-nucleotide messenger RNA. RefSeq names its product ras-related protein Rab-27A (gene Rab27). The record is from RefSeq and is a predicted model, not a curated record. Gene Ontology annotation, molecular function: GTPase activity; GTP binding. Bases 413 to 1039 code for a protein of 208 amino acids. NCBI's taxonomy places the organism in Eukaryota, Metazoa, Arthropoda, Insecta, Hymenoptera, Apidae. The transcript has 5 exons. Gene Ontology annotation, cellular component: secretory granule; melanosome. Gene Ontology annotation, biological process: melanosome transport; positive regulation of exocytosis.
CGUUAUUCUAUACACAUACUAUCUUACAUCAUUGUGAACAAGGUUCAGUAUAGUUCAUGAAUUUUGAGUAAGGUGUUGUUUCUACGUGUUUCUUCUGUUUAUCUUUGAUCAUAAAAUAUUUAAAUUUAUUAGAAUAAAUGACGUUACACGUUGAAUAUUAUAUCGUGAAACGCGCGAAUGUUUUGAAAAUUGUACACGUAGGCAACAGGUGUCUAAUGCCGCACAUGUUUCUUUUUGACUGUAGCGAUCAUUUCUCAUUUUAAAAUUGAAAGAUUAAGCGUAAUCGCAUACAAGUUAUAUUUUUUGGAUUUUUAGUCAUGCUAAAAACAGUUCAUAGAAUUUUAUAUCAAAGUAGCCAUUUUAACAAAGUUUUACGAUAAAAGUGUGCAUAAUUAGUUAUUAAUAUAUCAAAAUGGAAUAUGAUUAUCUUAUUAAAUUUUUGGCUCUUGGAAACUCUGGAGUCGGCAAAACUAGUUUUUUAUAUCAAUAUACUGAUGGCACGUUCGAAUCUCGUUUUAUAUCCACCGUUGGUAUUGAUUUUAAAGAAAAACGUGUGAUAUACCAGACGGCAAAUGGUAGAACUCAACGUGUGCAUUUGCAAUUGUGGGAUACAGCUGGUCAAGAGCGGUUCAGAAGUCUAACUACAGCCUUUUACCGGGAUUCUAUGGGUUUCCUUCUAAUUUUUGAUCUGACCAAUGAGUUGUCCUUUCUUGAAGUAAGAAAUUGGCUGGAGCAGCUUAGGACUCACGCAUAUUGCGAAGAUCCAGACAUAAUUCUCUGUGGAAACAAGUCCGACCUCGAAGAUAAACGAGUUGUUAGUGAACAUAAGGCACGGGAAUUAGCAGAGAAACAUGGCUUGGUCUAUCUGGAAACAAGUGCAGCCACGGGUCAGAAUGUAGCACGUGCCGUGGAGAUACUUCUGGACCGGGUGAUGCGCAGGAUGGAGACUACUGUGGAUAAAUCACUGCUACCUCACCAGAAAGUGUUACGAUGCAACGAGCGUGACACACCGCCUCCAAGUACUUCCUGCUACUGCUGACACUGUUCUUACGCAUAGCGUAACUGAAUAAUUUGCUUCGUAAAAUUUAUACUUUUUAUUUAACUAACAUUGUGGACUGACUGACUUGUAUUUGAAUAUAUCUUAUCUUUAAAUAUUUCGAAAUAUAUUAUUUGCAUAUGCAUAUGCAUGGGAAAAUAUCGAAGAUGUAUAAAAUUUCAAAGCACUAACAAUGAUUUAAAAUUGUAUACCUUUAUACAUGUUGUUUCCUGCAUUCACGCGCACACUGUUGUCUUCCAUUAAUAGCUUCCACUAGUACAAAAUUAUGUCUCGUUGCAAAUCGUUGAACGUAUCUUCUUCCCGAUAACGUGAUCUAUCUGUUACUCUCGUACGCACAACGUGUUCAAUAUAUCUUGUUUGUUUUCUCUGUUUAUUCGCCAAAAAUUGUGAUAUGAUAAUGUUGCGAUUAAGUAAGGUGAAACGAUCAAUUUUCGAUCUAUAUAUAUAUAUAUAUAUGUAUAUGUAUUUUUGAUGCUGUUAUUGUGCCCAUACCAAAGUUGUACAUCUAGUCGUUAAGAAAUUAUGCUGAAAAUACAAUCAAAGUGUUAUCUGAUAUACUGUUUGUACUGUCGUGGAAUGCUGAUGAAUGUCUCUGAUCUUAUCAAGUUUUUAAACAAAAUGUAUUUUA